AUGGUGUCUGAAACGUUUGACGGCGAGGUCGAUUUAGGUAUUAUUGGUGGUACUGGGCUGUACCAUCUAUCAUGUCUUGAAACUAUAGCGGUUUUGCCUGCAAUGGAAACACCUUGGGGUACUACUUCUUCGCCCAUCACUAUUUCCAAAGUCGUGGGUCAUCAAGGUCAUUUGCACGUUGCGUUUAUCGCUAGACAUGGUCUGAACCACCAAUUCCCACCCACGAGAGUGCCAUUUAGGGCAAAUAUGGCCGCUUUGAAACAUAUCAAAUGUAAAGCCGUGCUUUCUUUCAGCGCAGUUGGGUCCCUGCAGGAACAGAUCAAGCCAAGGGAUUUUGUUCUGCCUCAGCAGAUUAUCGAUCGUACCAAGGGAAUUCGUGAAUCCUCGUAUCUGAACGAUGAAGGACUUGUGGGUCAUGUUGGAUUUGGUGAUCCAUUCUCCAAAUCUUUCGCUAAGUUUAUUUACCAGUUUAAGCAUUUGCUUAAAAAUGGUGAUGAACCUUGUACCAUGCAUUUUAGCGAUGAUAUUACUGUGGUGUGUAUGGAAGGUCCACAGUUCUCUACUAGAGCAGAAUCCCGCAUGUAUAGAGUGCUUGGAGGUGAUGUAAUCAAUAUGAGUGUCAUUCCCGAGGCCAAAUUGGCUCGUGAGUGUGAGUUGCCCUACCAAAUGAUCUGCAUGUCGACUGACUACGACGCUUGGAGAGAGAACGAAGAACCUGUUACUGUCGAGCUUGUUUUGGGGAAUUUGGCCAACAACGGCCAGAAUGCAAACACUUUGGCUUCUAGUAUCAUUCAAGAGAUGGCCCAUAACCUGCCCGAUUUCAUGAAGACCGGUGAUGGUCUACGUGAAUCUAUCAAGAUGUCUAUCUCUACUAGACCGGAGGCAAUGUCAAAAGAAACUUUGGAUAAACUGAAAUUCUUGUUCCCAGAUUACUGGUAA
Torulaspora delbrueckii is the source of this 939-nucleotide messenger RNA. RefSeq names its product S-methyl-5-thioadenosine phosphorylase (gene MEU1). Gene Ontology annotation, cellular component: cytosol. Gene Ontology annotation, molecular function: S-methyl-5-thioadenosine phosphorylase activity. Gene Ontology annotation, biological process: nucleoside metabolic process. The record is from RefSeq and is a predicted model, not a curated record. Lineage: Eukaryota; Fungi; Ascomycota; Saccharomycetes; Saccharomycetales; Saccharomycetaceae. The coding region runs from base 1 to 939 and encodes 312 amino acids. The transcript has a single exon.